Molecule: messenger RNA, 531 nt
Organism: Auxenochlorella protothecoides
Lineage: Eukaryota; Viridiplantae; Chlorophyta; Trebouxiophyceae; Chlorellales; Chlorellaceae
Product: Protein PRY1
Exons: 5
Coding region: 1-531 (176 amino acids)
Cellular component (GO): extracellular region
Source: RefSeq, a predicted model, not a curated record
AUGGCCACCGUCACUCCAGCAGUUAGACUGCUGCUCAACUGCCUCCUUCUCGCAACUACCGCCUAUGCGGCACGCAAUUUGCCCGGUGGCCUGGCCUCCCGUCGCUUGCUCCAAUCGACCGAGACCUGCCCCGACUCCGCGAACCUGUUGAGCCUCGUGAAUGCCGCUCGGGCCGCCCACGGCGGCAACCACGGCGGCAGCGGGUAUGGGCAGAAUAUCCUGGUUGCCUGGGGUCCCAUCACGGACGGGGGCUGCUCCAUGGCCAUGCAGUACUGGUACAACAACGAGGCCGGCUCCUACGACUACGCCAACCCCAGCUUCCAGGCCGACUCCGGGCACUUCUCCCAGAUUGUGUGGCUGUCCACCACCCAAAUGGGCUGCGCCGUGGCGCAGUGCCCAGGGUCCUCCUGGUACGCGGGCCCCACCGCCGGCAACUGGCACUUCAUCGUGUGCGACUUUGACCCGUCCGGAAACGUGGAUGGCGAGUUUGCUGCCAAUGUCCUGCCUGAGACCACCGUCUCGCCGCCCUGA